Dissoconium aciculare CBS 342.82 is the source of this 1338-nucleotide messenger RNA. RefSeq lists its product as uncharacterized. The transcript is spliced from 4 exons. Gene Ontology annotation, biological process: regulation of transcription by RNA polymerase II. The record is from RefSeq and is a predicted model, not a curated record. The coding region runs from base 1 to 1338 and encodes 445 amino acids. NCBI's taxonomy places the organism in Eukaryota, Fungi, Ascomycota, Dothideomycetes, Mycosphaerellales, Dissoconiaceae. Gene Ontology annotation, molecular function: DNA-binding transcription factor activity, RNA polymerase II-specific; RNA polymerase II cis-regulatory region sequence-specific DNA binding.
AUGCUUGCCCACAAGCACCACCACACUAAUCGACUUCCCACUCCGGACGCCAGCGCCAGUAAUAGUGACGACAGUAACGAUGUCAGCGGGAGCCCUCCUGCCUCCAAACGCCUUCGAUAUGACCCUGUGUUGCAACAGAGCUUCGAUGUAGGCAGUGCAAUUCGCCCUCUGAACCCGAAGGACUGGUCGAGAUCACGAGCCGACAGCGCCGUGCAUUCUCCGCCAUAUCAUGCUGCAGAGAUUCGAAGGCCAUGCCUCCCUCCAUUGAAGAGCUUGCUCGAGGACAACAAUCUGAGCCCUCCAAAGACCCCAAGCCCACGACAAUCAUAUAGAGAACCAUCGCCUCGAGAAACACUGUUCGCAACGCCGUCUAUUGGACUUUCACACGUGCCAACCUCGCUGUAUCCUUACAAGAGGCAGAAGACUGUACCCGGGCGGGAAGCGGACCUUGCAUAUGCCAGCCCAGCACUUCCUCUAGGUAUCGAGCGUAAGACUCCGACAGCGUUUGCAACACGGCCAGACGAAGUUCAGAUCCGACAGCCCAUAUCCUUGCCUCCGCUCUCUGCUCAACUCGAAGGGUUGAAUUCGUAUCGACAGACCGCGCCGACGACCGUUCCUCCUCACAGACUCAGUCCACCAUGGACAGGCCAGUUCCCGCCUACCACACCUCUCUUCAAGCUUCAUGCCGACCGUCCGGCUUUCGAUGGCCAUGCGUCCGCUCAUUACCAGACCCCGGAUCGCACGCCACUACCAUCCGACUACUCACGAGCCACCUCCGUCAGCAGCUAUCCGCAUGACGCAUAUGCUGCUCGGGCGGGCAACAGUCGUGAAGCUUCUGUACACCACGAUCACAACGACCCCUCUGCGACGCGGUCAUCCUUUGCUGGCCCAUACGGUGGCUACCUGCCGCACAUCAGUGAACGCGAGAACCAUGGUCGACCGCACUAUGGCAAUGAACCACGUUACUCUUUCUCGUCCUCCAGUGAGGGUUCCGCGGGACCUCACGAGUAUGGCCCCUAUGUUGGCCCUGCAGGAUGGGCAGGGAUGCCCGGCCAGCCCUAUUUCAUGCCCAGUCAUUUGGACUAUCAGCACGGGAAGGCCCGAAAGCGAAGCAAUCUCCCAAAGCAGUCGACCGAGGUUAUGAAGCAAUGGUUCGAGCAAAAUAUUUCGAAUCCCUACCCCAGCGAGGAACAAAAGCAGCGCUUCUCCAGCAUAACUGGCAUCAGCAUGACCCAGGUCAGCAAUUGGUUCAUCAACCAUCGUCGUCGCUGCCCGGAAUUGCGUGAUAAACGUGAGAGGCCUGGUGGUGUUGUCAGCGGCGCUGAAAGUAAUAUCUAA